AUGGACCCGCCGGCUUACCUGAACGGGAUGGCAGAGGUGAUCGGUGAAUUACGCCGCUACAUCCUGGAUGCCCUGCGCCGUGACGAAACCUCCCGUUGUGAAGAGUUGAUGGAACUGAUGGACGAGAUUUACGGCAUCCUGGUUACGGUUGAUUUCCCGGAAGGCGUCACUGGCGGUCUCCGUCACAGCACUGACGCAAUGCGGGGGGUGUUGGAGCGUACUCGCGGCGAUCUGACUAUUUCCCUUCAGCAACGGCGGUUGGAACGACGCCUCGAAGGUCUGACCUAG
Molecule: messenger RNA, 288 nt
Organism: Geodia barretti
Lineage: Eukaryota; Metazoa; Porifera; Demospongiae; Tetractinellida; Geodiidae
Source: the annotation of a GenBank genome assembly